UCCCAUAGACGUAACAUUCGAUAAAAACGACCGGAAACAAGUUUUUUGCGGUUGCAUCCUUUACAGAUGCGGUAUUCUAACAUAUAUAUACAUUUUCGUCACGUGGCAUAUUUGGAUAACUAAUCGAUUAUCAAGUCGGACUAGUUGACGCCACAAAAAUUGACUUAUUUUCUCGCAAAAAUAAAAAAAAAUAAAAAAAAAACUUGCAAGAAGAAUGCAAGAUUCUGUUUUCUUAUUAUCUCGAGUGUGUAUAUUUUGUGAGGGUAGUUUAGGGUGUAAUUUGUUUUUAAAGGGUAUUAAACAUUUUCUCGUGUUAUGUGAAUUACGCUAAUGUUUAUCAGUUGCCAUUCUUUCGUUAAUUGCGAUUUUAUUACACUUAUCACAACUUUAAAAUACGUUUUUUUUUAUUAUUACCACUUUAUAAAGUCAUUACAAUGUGAAACAUUGUUAAAAAUUAAACAUUUAAUAAGUUAAUAGCGAAUUCUUGUGGAGCAGAAGAAUUUUUCUUCGAUAACUCCGUGAGCAAACAGGAUUAACUGUUAAUCUUUCUAAGGAGAUUGCUAACGUUCAAACAAUACAAAAUGUAUUUGUAUUCACUGCUAACUGUUUUAAAUAUAUAUAUAUAUAUGUAAUAUGUACUCGUAUAAAAACAUUUAAAGGUCAAUAUUAUGAAAUCUUUAAGAAUCGUAAUUUUUCCAAUGUCAAACUUGUGUAUAUUUUGUAUCAAGCUGUACAGGUGUCUACUCCCUGUGUUACUCAACUGGCUGAUUUGGCAUAGUGACUUAACAAGCUGUAGAUGUUUACAAAGACAAUCAGAUUUAGAGAUUUCCGGUGUUGUGCUUGGCCACGCGAAAAAGACUAGAAUAGAUAUCUAUGCUACAUCUUGAAGAUGAAACCUAACAUUGACUUUAGUAAUCUUUAUUUUGAACUUUGGAAAUAAUCCAAAAAUAUAAACAAAUUAUAAAAUAUAAUGCCACGAAUAUCCAAAUGUUUAUUUAUUAAACAAGGAGGUUUUAUUUUAUAUACUUGUGCCGUCUUUUAAAUAGUUUCUAUUUUUUUGUCUUUUCUUAUUAUUUUUACUUUGAGUAAUGAGUUUGUCCGCUUAAAAGUCAUUCAGACGAAGGUAUAAUAUUUAUAACAUCGUAUUCAAUGAUGCACGUGCGUGUAGUGUUUACUAUCAGCGAUCUGUUUACCUAUCGGUCGACUCAACAUCCUUACGUUUAAGUAACAUAUACAUCUAUAUUAAUCCAUGUCAUUUAUUAAUUUUCAGGAUCCAUCGUUAGUGAUACCAAAAAUCAUCACCGAAGACGUGGAUAAAAUGGCAGCGGACAACGACUGCUAUCUGGGUCCACCAUCCUCUAAGAACAGAACUCGAUCCCUUUCAGGUGGCACCUAUCGUCUCGCACCUCUUCCUCUAAGGGAUGCACUGACAAACAGAAUGAGAAGACAAUCCGGUGAUGACGUAUUAACGGGAAUUAGCCCCUCUAGAAGAGCAGCGUUAUUAGAUGCUUUCCGUCCUCGUUCAAAAUCCGAUAGUAAGAGUAAACGUCCCACAUUUAUUGCUACAUUAAAGAACUCAUUAGGGAAUAGUUCUCCCAAGAAUAGUACUCAAACGCUUCCAGCUUCUAAUAAUCAUUUAGAUCCUUUUGCACAAGCUGGAGAUUUUAAAAGACCACGUUCCGGUUCUGAAAGUAAGACUUCCGGGCCAGUUUCCAAAGUUAUCGAAAUGUUUCGUGGCAGAUCUCACUCCAUGACAUCAGAUUUAAGGCUGAAGGUAGAAAUAAAAAUACGGUUCUCUCGGGAUAGUUUAGUUUCUAUAAAUGGUGCCUUACUCCGUCGUCAUUCCGUCGAUCCUGAUCGGAGGCGCGCUUCUGGAUUCCACAGGUCUUUUGACGGUUCCUUAGACCACCAUACAGCUCUUAUACAUCGUGACCACAGAGGGCUUCCAAGUGCAGAUCCUUUAUGUGAUAGAAUUGAUAUUGAAGACCUAGGGGAAGAUGAAGACCAUAUUUUUGCCAAAUUUUUCAAAAACUAUCGAUGUUAUGAUUUGAUACCUAUCAGUGCCAAACUGGUUGUAUUUGAUACACAAUUAUUAGUGAAAAAAGCAUUUUUUGCUCUUGUACAAAAUGGUAAAAAGUUUAAAUUUUUAAUAAAAAAUUUAUUGUUAUAUUUAAUAGGAAUGCUAACCAUAACAGAUUUCAUCAAUAUUUUAAGAACAUAUUAUAAAUCUCCAUUGGUACAUAUGGAUGAAUUAGAAGAACAUAAAAUUGAGACAUGGAGAGAUGUACUAAAAGAAAAAGCAAGAUCUCUAGUCAGCAUUGAACCUGAUGCAAGCCUUUUUGAAGCCAUUAAGACACUUAUCCACAGUAAAGUCCAUAGGCUUCCAGUCAUUAAUCCAAAUACAGGAAAUGUGUUGUAUAUCUUAACACACAAACGUAUACUCAGGUUUUUAUUUCUCUAUGUAAGUAGUAAUUGUUUUAAUAUUUAUAUAUAUUUUUUUAUACGAAUAAAUUUUAUAUGUAAUUAAAUUUAUAAUAGUUUCAUAAAGAUUAAUAAUAGGAAAUUUUUUAAUAAAUAUGUUUAGGAUUUAUUUGAACAAUUUAAAAUUUAAACUCUUUAUUUAGUGUAAUGUUAUGAUGUAACAUAUUCUGUCUUAUGAUGUUGGUUUUAACAUCAUAAGACAGUUAAAUCAUCAACAGUUAAGAAUAGUUAUAGAAUAGAAUAGUAGGAAUUGAAUAGAAUAGUUGUAAACUAUUGAAAGUGCUGGAAAUUUUUGAAUAAAAUGUUUGGUUAACAUUGUAAGACAGAACAAGUUACAUCAUAAUAGUACAUUAGAUUAUUAUUUAGCAUGAGGUUCAAUUAACUUUCUAGUCUUUAUUUAAUGUUAUGCUAUCAUAAAGCUUAAAUUUUUUAUAAUAAUUGUCUUCAUUGAUUUCUGAAUAUACAGUC
Centruroides sculpturatus (bark scorpion) is the source of this 2949-nucleotide messenger RNA. RefSeq lists its product as uncharacterized. Bases 1250 to 2527 code for a protein of 425 amino acids. Lineage: Eukaryota; Metazoa; Arthropoda; Arachnida; Scorpiones; Buthidae. The record is from RefSeq and is a predicted model, not a curated record. The transcript is spliced from 10 exons.